Angiostrongylus costaricensis is the source of this 603-nucleotide messenger RNA. Lineage: Eukaryota; Metazoa; Nematoda; Chromadorea; Rhabditida; Metastrongylidae. The record is from the annotation of a GenBank genome assembly.
UUGUCAAUAGCUGUGACCUGUAGAAAAUGUGACAUUGAUUCCAAAAACUCUUUUUAUCCCUUCUCAGUUCAGGCUGUUGAUCAACUUGUUCGUAGAUGUGGUUCAAAGGUGCACAAUCGUGUCGGAAAAUUUCGUUUUUUAAAUCAACUUGUAAAAUUAAUUACGCCUAAGUAUCUCGGAGCGCAAACAUCAACCGAGUUAUCGAUCAAAUUGCUCUACUCUUGGCAGCGAUCGAUGCGUCAUGUGGAAAAAUUUAAAGAGGUCUCACUCAUAAUUUUUCACUACAAUUGUAAUUUGUCGCCUUCAGUUGCACCACCAAAAUUAGCCGCUUUCGAAGAUGAGGAGAAAGCUCGACUACUGAAGGAGUUAUUGAAUAGCAGAAAUCCCGACGACCUCCAGGCAGCAAAUCGUCUCAUUCAAACACUAGUAAAAGCUGAAGAUCAGAAAUUGGAAGGACUGCAUAAACGAGCAGACGAACUGAAACGUGCUCACCAGUUGUGUAAACAGUUUGAGGAAGCCAUUAUAGAGAAGACAGCCGAAAAUCUCGGCAUCACUGCGGAUAUCGUCUACACUGAGUUGAAAAUGAAGGUAAUAGGUCGGUAA